Thunnus maccoyii (southern bluefin tuna) is the source of this 2480-nucleotide messenger RNA. It is a transcript of the gene inpp1, whose product is annotated as inositol polyphosphate-1-phosphatase. NCBI's taxonomy places the organism in Eukaryota, Metazoa, Chordata, Actinopteri, Scombriformes, Scombridae. Gene Ontology annotation, biological process: phosphatidylinositol phosphate biosynthetic process. The transcript has 6 exons. The record is from RefSeq and is a predicted model, not a curated record. Bases 305 to 1444 code for a protein of 379 amino acids. Gene Ontology annotation, molecular function: inositol-1,4-bisphosphate 1-phosphatase activity.
GUUACCGAGCUCUGUGCGGGUGCGCGCCUGUCUGGACCUUGUGGCUGUCGGCCUAGAGAGAGAGGGGCGUCCGCCCUUCCUUAGGAAACUCGCAGUGACGUCAAGAAACCAGAGCAGGCAGAUCUGUGUUAAUGAACAGCUUGAUACCACUGUUUUACUGCACAUCUGAAACUCGACGUCCUCUCACGGUCCCGUCACACUGAACUAUCCGUGUUUGGUGGCUGCAGGUCGGACAGGAGAACACAGCUACACCGAGAGAGACAGACGGGAGCAAAAUAAGCAGAGUGUAACCUGGUUUUUUGGCAUGGCUGAUCUGCUGAGGCUGCUGCUCCGGGUGGCUGAGAAAGCGGCUGACGUGGCUCGGGUCUGCAGGCAGGAGGCUCCCCUUUUUCAGCUCCUCGUUCAAGAAAAAACUGGAGAUGACAAGAACAAGAAGUUCGUCCAGGACUUCAAGACACUUGCGGAUGUUGUGAUCCAGGAGGUGAUCCGACAUGAUGUUGGCGCUCAGUUCCCUGAGAUGGUCGGCUUCAUCCAUGGAGAGGAGUCCAACAAGUUUGAAAAUGGGCUUGGAGAGAGUGUGACGGUCACAGUGUGCGGCACAGAGGAGGAGACUGCCACACUGCUGGCCACUGUGCUGGACGGCAACCACACAGCGGCGUCUCUCCUGGCGCGCGCCAUCCACCAAGACCCGGCAACAAUUGAUGCCAACACAGAUGGUCUGUCGGUGCCCCUCAGCCCCUCCGAGCUCGGCAUCUGGAUCGACCCCAUAGAUGCCACCAGCCAGUACAUAGAGGGCCGAGAGGAGGUGCUGGAGGAGGGCCACCUAUCUCCUUCAGGUCUGCACUGUGCUUUGGUUCUGAUCGGGGUUUACCUCCGGAGCACGGGAGAGCCCGUCAUGGGCGUCAUCAACCAGCCGUUCAACCACAAAGAUCCAGCAGGUGGAGGCUGGAGGGGGAAGCAUUUCUGGGGUGUGUCCUUCGGCAACGUCAAUGUCUGCUCAGUGUCUCGGCCCAAAGACGGACCUGCAGGCGGGCGAGGGCUGUCGGCGGUGCUGAGCUCCAGUGAGAAGCAGGUGGUGAAGGAAACCCUGACCUCGCUGUGCGGCCCUGACAAACUGAUGUACGCCUCCGGAGCCGGCUACAAAAUCCUGUGUGUCAUUCAGGGCCUGGCUGACGUCUACGUCCUCUCAGAGGGAAGCACCUUUAAGUGGGACUCCUGCGCUCCUCAUGCCCUGCUCCGAGCCCUCGGAGGGGGAGUGGCGGACCUGACAAGGAGUUUACAGUCCAGCUCUGCAGCACAGAAUCACCAGGCAGAACUGACCUAUCACCAGCCUUACAUCGAGGCUAAAGGUGCAGACCGCUGGGCGAACCACGGAGGCCUGGUGGCUUAUCGAGACUGUUCUCAGCUCUGCAGCAUCAUCAGCGCUCUGAAAGGCAAGCUGUAGAGUGGAUGUAAUCAACACAAGUUGACGCACUUAUUGUUGCAUAUAUGAUCAUAUUCAUGUUUUCUAUAUUAGAGGAAAGUUAGCUGGGAGCAUAGGAUGAAAUAUUUUAAUUAUAAAUAAUACUGUCUUGUUUUUAAUCAGAUAUAUAUGCAAGUGUAUAUAUGACAAAGUAAACAUCAGGUUUGAGCCAAACUAUAUUUGCAAAUACAGUUUGCUCUUUAGUCUCAAUCAGUUGUUCCCAAACUGGAGGUCGGCCGCAGGGGGAGAAACGUUAAACAGAACUUCAAGUGUGACUUCAGUGAGUCUGAUUCAUUUGAUUGUUUUAAAAAAAAAAAAUCAAGGUUCAGGUUCAGAAAGCAAAACGACACACAAGUGCAAGAUAAGAAAAACAGGUGAUGCUUAUCAAACAUGUCAGUCAAAUCAAAAGCAUCAUCUUUCUUUCAAGUUCAUAGUCAAUAAACCAAGAGAGACAUUUUUUUGUGUGUAGAAAAACUGUGCAGGAAAAGAAACAUGCAGUUGACGUUCCCAAUAUUUUCAUAAAUUAAUGCAAUGAAAUGACACAUUGGGAAGUAGGGAUCAAAAUGACGGAUGACAGAAGGUCUGGGAACAACUGGUGUACAUCUUGAUGGGACGGGAGGUUCUGGACUGGACACUGGACAGCGAGAUGGAAGCAGAAAGUUUAGACAAUCAUACAAAUGUUUUUUGGAGUUUGACUAUAAUCAUCUAUGAGUGAUCAUUUCUCUUCCUCCGAGCAGCUAAAACAAACUUUAUUUGUGAAUUGUGUUUAACCCAGACCUGGUAUGCAUUUAUUAAAUAUUGCUAAGCUUUGUAACGGUGUGUCUACAUAAAUAGACGUUAUCAUAGUGAGAAGAAACAAGUGCUCACUGCUGGACAGCUGAGGAACGCUUCACUGCCAGAGGAAAGGUAACGUGGCGUCACAAGACUGCUUCUGUCUGAUGUUUCCUGGAUGUAAAUUCAAAUUGUAGCUGAAAAGUAAAAGAUUUAAUCAUUUAAUUAAACCCUAUUUAACCUGUAA